This is a messenger RNA of Protopolystoma xenopodis, 1575 nucleotides long. NCBI's taxonomy places the organism in Eukaryota, Metazoa, Platyhelminthes, Monogenea, Polystomatidea, Polystomatidae. The record is from the annotation of a GenBank genome assembly.
CUAUUUACUACUCCCAUCGCCUCAACAUCAGUCCAGCUUCUUACCAACGUGCCACCGAUAUCCGGCCUUGCCACCACGUCCGAUUCGUUAAUCAACCUUGGAAUGUCGCAUUCUGAUGGCGCCCCUGUCGCUGUGGCAACGGUGGCCACUGUUCCUUCCCUGUCUGAUUCACCCGGUGCUUUUGUGGCGGAGGAAUUCGGCGGUACAGCGCCAGCUCUUGUUGCCACGACAACAGCAAAAAGGGUUGUCAACUCGCCGAGGCCCAUAGCCUGCGCUCAGUGUCAACGCAGCAUCGGACCACGUGACCUUGUGCUGCGAACUCAGCGGACUGGCAACUCGUGUGGUGUCUUUCAUGCCGCAUGCUUCGUCUGUAGUCACUGUGGUUACCGCCUGCGACCCGGAGACCGCUACGGUCUGCGGCACGGUCGACCCGUGUGUCUGUCCCACUUGGCCGGCAACAGGAUCAGCUACAUGGCAGGAGUGCCAGGACUUCAGCUCAGCUGUCCGGUAUUCGAAUCUGUCGAUGAAGUGGCCGAGGAUCAGGAGUCGAACCGUUUCAGACAAAAGAUGAAGAUUGAAACGAAUUUGCCAGUUGGCAAUACCGGAUCGACGAGAGUCUUGAAAUGGGAUGACAAUGAUGCUGGGAAGGAGGAUGAAGAGGAGGAUGAAGAGGAGGAUGAAGUGGAAGAGGAGAAAAUAGUUGACGGUCUUGGGGAACUUGCAGGAGAUAGAUAUGAAGACGCAGCAUUGGAAGAGGCGAAUGAGAGGGAGGAAGAAGAAGAAGAAGAAGAAGUAGAAGAGGCGGAAGAAGAGGAAGAGGAAGGAGAAGACGAGUCGAGUGAGCUGAAGAAAAGGCAGAGUGAAGCUGCAGAUUCUGAUGACGCAAAGGGGCAAAUGGAGAGGCCAGUUGAGGAAGAAAAGAGGACGGCCAGGAAGAGGGAAAGAAGAAAGGAGACAAAGUUGAAAAUGGGUGCAGAAAAAGUGGACAAGGACGAGAAAGAAAAGAAGGCUGAGCAGAAUGAAGAAAGGGAGGACGAUGAAGAUGGUGAGAAGCAGCCAGAAACUAAUCACGUGCUGCUAGAAGCAUUCCGACUUAAACUAAAAGAAGAACGGUUACUAAGGCACGAGAAAUGGAGCAACGGAAAAAAAGGGUACAAUGACCAGACAUCAAUGCUUCAUGAGCAUGAGUCAUGUUUCAGUGAGGAUAAUCAUUCAAAAGAAGUUAAUUCAGCAUAUUUCAUCAAUGCCUAUCAUGAAGAAAAGUCAGAUAAUAUUGUAAUCAUUGAAAAAAGAGAUGAAAUCACGGACGACUGGGACUCGAAGGCGGAACUUUUAGGGGAAUCAGUGCAUCAUAUGAAAUUUGUCAGCGGUGAAGCGGCCCAUCAGAAGAGGCAACUUUCAAUUGAGUCGUCCGCUACCAUUACCGGUGAUUUUGGUACAUUUAUGGUAAAACGAGAGGCUGCUAACGGAGUGGAAGGCGAUGAAGAAAACGGAGAUGGUCUCGUGCUUCGGAGAUUUUUGGGAGCAGUGGAUCAUGCUGACUUGAAAAAGGUACGGGUAUCUAAAACUGUUUAA